Molecule: messenger RNA, 714 nt
Organism: Arabis nemorensis
Lineage: Eukaryota; Viridiplantae; Streptophyta; Magnoliopsida; Brassicales; Brassicaceae
Source: the annotation of a GenBank genome assembly
AUGGCUGCUGACGUCAGCUCUCUCGUACGGUUACUAAGCGGUUACAAAGAUGAUCGGACGGUGACGAAAGAGACCACCGGAGCAAAAUCAACGGCGAAUCUGACGACUCGCGAUCUCCUUGGCAGCGGCGGAGAUCGGUCACUGGAGCUUGAUCUCGACCUUCAAGUCCCCACCGGAUUCGAAAAACGUCUCGAUUUGAAGUCUGGGAAAGUUUAUCUGCAACGAUGCAAUUCGACGAGUUCGUCUUCAAUAACGAACCCGGAACAAUCCAAUCAAACAGUACCAACGUUUCCGGAUUUGAAUUUUCCACCGAAUUCUCAAUCGACGACGAAGCCUCUGUUAAAUCUCUUCGACGACACAUCGCCGGAACUGAAACUACUACCACCGUCGUCACGGCCUCGUCUUCUCUCUUCUAUAUCUCCGAACCCUAAUUUUCAGAGUGUUUGUACACUCGACAAAGUGAAAUCUGCUUUAGAGAGAGCAGAGAGAGAUCCGUCGGCGAUGUUUAAGAAACGACAAUCGCCGGAGGAUACAGUCUCCGAUCAUUAUUCUACGGCGACGGUUGCUUCUCCGGUGGCCGCGGGUUGUCCCGGUUGUUUAUCGUACGUGUUGGUGAUGAAGAACAAUCCGAAAUGUCCGAGAUGUGAUACGAUUGUUCCUUUACCUGCAAAUUCCAUGAAGAAGCCGAAGAUUGAUCUUAAUAUAUCAAUCUGA